Molecule: messenger RNA, 1466 nt
Organism: Mustela lutreola (European mink)
Lineage: Eukaryota; Metazoa; Chordata; Mammalia; Carnivora; Mustelidae
Product: G2/mitotic-specific cyclin-B1
Exons: 1
Coding region: 114-1397 (427 amino acids)
Biological process (GO): mitotic metaphase chromosome alignment; regulation of cyclin-dependent protein serine/threonine kinase activity; mitotic cell cycle phase transition
Cellular component (GO): cyclin B1-CDK1 complex; nucleus; cytoplasm
Molecular function (GO): cyclin-dependent protein serine/threonine kinase regulator activity
Source: RefSeq, a predicted model, not a curated record
GCGUGCUGCGGAGGAACGGCUGUUGAGCUGCGCGGGGUUCAGGUCCCCGGCUGGUUGGUGACUCCCGAGUUCUGCUUCUCCCCACUGAGCUGCUGCCUGGUGAAGAAGAAGCCAUGGCGCUCCGGGUCACCAGGAACGCAAAAGUUAAUGUGGAAAAUAAGGCGAAGAUCAGCAUGGCAGGCGCAAAGCGCGUGCCUCUGGCCACGACUGCGGCCUCCAAGCCCGGGCUGAGGCCGAGAACAGCCCUCGGAGACAUUGGUAACAAAGUCAGCGAACAACCACAGGCCAAAUUGCCUCUGAAAAAGGAAGCAAAAACUUUGGUUCCUGGAAAAGUUAUUGCUAAAAAAUUACCUAAACCUCUGGAGAAGGCACCCGAGCCUGUGCCAGAACCUGAGCCAGAACCUGAGCCAGAACCUGAGCCCGUUAAAGAAGAAAAACUUUCGCCUGAGCCUAUUUUGGUUGAUACUCCCUCUCCAAGCCCAAUGGAAACAUCUGGAUGUGCCCCUGCAGAAGAAUAUCUGUGUCAGGCAUUCUCUGAUGUAAUUCUUGCAGUGAAUGAUGUGGAUGCCGAAGAUGGAGCUGAUCCAAACCUUUGUAGUGAAUAUGUGAAAGAUAUUUAUGCUUAUCUGAGACAACUUGAGGAAGAGCAAGCCAUCAGACCAAAAUACCUACUGGGUCGUGAAGUCACUGGAAACAUGAGAGCUAUCCUUAUUGACUGGCUAGUACAGGUUCAGAUGAAGUUCAGGUUACUUCAGGAGACCAUGUACAUGACUGUUUCCAUUAUUGAUCGGUUCAUGCAGAAUAAUUGUGUGCCCAAGAAGAUGCUGCAGCUGGUUGGUGUCACUGCCAUGUUUAUUGCAAGCAAAUAUGAAGAAAUGUACCCUCCAGAAAUUGGUGACUUUGCCUUUGUGACUGACAACACUUAUACUAAGCACCAAAUCAGACAGAUGGAAAUGAAGAUUCUAAGAUCUUUAAAUUUUGGUCUGGGCCGCCCUCUACCCCUGCAUUUCCUUCGGAGAGCAUCUAAGAUCGGAGAGGUUGAUGUUGAGCAACAUACUUUGGCCAAAUACCUGAUGGAACUAACUAUGUUGGACUACGAUAUGGUGCACUUUCCUCCUUCUCAGAUUGCAGCAGGAGCUUUUUGCUUAGCACUGAAAAUUCUUGAUAACGGUGAAUGGACACCAACUCUACAGCAUUAUCUAUCAUACACUGAAGAAUCCCUUCUAAGUGUUAUGCAACACCUAGCUAAGAAUAUAGUCAUGGUGAAUCGUGGACUUACAAAGCACAUGACCAUCAAGAACAAGUAUGCCACAUCUAAGCACGCAAAGAUCAGCACGCUGGCACAGCUAAAUUCUGCACUAGUUCAAGAUUUAGCCAAGGCUGUGGCAAAGGUGUAACCUGUAAACAUGAGUUGGAGUACUAUAAUAACUGCAAAUAAAAUUGGCACCAUGUGCCAUCUGUACAUA